Messenger RNA from Aegilops tauschii subsp. strangulata, 1542 nucleotides. Lineage: Eukaryota; Viridiplantae; Streptophyta; Magnoliopsida; Poales; Poaceae. The record is from RefSeq and is a predicted model, not a curated record.
CACCCCAUCAGCCGCCAUUUUUCUCCUCCUUUCCCCUCUCUCUCACGAAGCCAUGCUCUCGCUGUCCGCCCGACCCAUCCUCUCCGCCUUCCUCCUCCCCAAGCCCAAACCUCCGCGCCUCCGCCUCCUCCGACCCCUCCACUCCUCCGCCUCCGCCUCCGCGCUGACGCCGCCCACCCCGCGUACCACCACUCCCGACCUCCCGGAGGACGCAGACCCCACGCCGCUCUUCCUCCGCCCUCCGACCCACCCCGUCCCGGAGGCCUCACUCGCCGCCUUCCGCCGCAGGGCCGCCGCGCUCGUCCCGCCAUCCGCGCCGCACCUCCACCGCCACCUCCGCUGGCUCCUCGCCGACGCCUCCGCCCCCGCCCCGUCCAGCGCCGACCCGGCGGCGCCCCACCUCCUCCGCGCGCCGCUCGAUGAGCUCGAGGCCCUGUGGCUCCGCCACGUCCGGGACAGGCGCCCGUUCCAGUAUGUGGUUGGGAACGAGCACUGGAAGGACCUGGUGGUCGCCGUCCGGGAUGGCGUGCUCAUCCCGCGGCCCGAGACGGAGGCCGUCGUGGACAUGGUCGCGGCGGUCGAGGGGUUCCAGGACGGGUGGUGGGCGGACCUCGGGACCGGGAGCGGCGCCAUCGCCGUGGCCGUGGCCAGGAUGCUGGGGCCCCGGGGGAGGGUGUUCGCCACCGACGUCAGCGAGGUGGCUGUUGAGGUCGCGCGGCUCAACGUCCAGAGGUACGGGGUGCAGGAUAAAGUUGAGAUAAGGCACGGCUCAUGGUUCGAACCUCUAGAAGAUGUCAAAGGAAAACUGAUGGGUGUCAUUAGUAACCCUCCAUACAUACCAACUGAUGAUCUACCUGGCCUGCAACCUGAAGUUGGUUGGCAUGAACCAAAAUUGGCACUUGAUGGAGGCAAAGAUGGCCUUGAUCAUUUGCUUCAUCUAUGUGAAGGGUUAUCUUCGGCACUGAUGCCUGGAGGUUUCUUUGUUUUUGAGACAAAUGGCAACAAGCAGUCAGAGUUUCUUGUCGACUUCAUUAGUACAAAGUGGAGCUCAUCUUUUUGCGACGUGGAGGCAGUUUUAGACUUUGCAGACAUCAAACGUUUUGUAAGAGGGUACCGCAGAUGAAAAAAAGAAAACAUGGAUGCUGAUGAAAUAUUCUUGGAGAUCACUUCUGUUCCUUAGUGAUUUUGGGUAAGAUUGCCCAAUUUCUGACUUGUUUGCAGUGCAGCAGCAGCACUUGGUUGUUUUCAACCAUCAUCUUCUGUCUCUGGCAUCCCUGCAGUUUGUGGAUCUUUAGUUAGUGAAAUAUGUGCUUAUUCUAUGGUAGUCCAUAGUUACUAUAUGCUAGAUUGUGGAAAACUGACAAGUGACGCUCAGCUUGGGACAUAUUAUAUGCUAACUGCUAAGGUGUCAUAUAACUUUUAAGGUUCCUUUUCUUUUUCUUCAGAUGAUGGCUUCUUUAUAUCCUAGUCAUUCAAGUGAUACAACACUGCUUUAAAUGAUACCUCUCUUUUGUGAAAGAUAUAAUUGCUGUCUUAUCGUCG